AAGAGUGUGAGACAUCACAGCGAGAAUGCAAUUCCAAAUCUGUAACGUGUAAUUUUACGCUAUCAGAAGGAGGGACACGUUCAAUCUCAGUCUUUAAUUAGAUCUCUGGCAACGAAGGGACAGGAGCCUGUGGUUUCCUACUCUGAACGCUGUUCGAGCCAGGAGGCCCCACUCCACCCUUCACCACCCUGUCGGUCACCCACCCAGCCAAUCACAUCACUCCUUUAGAGUUGCACCGACCAGAGAAACACAACGCCAUGAACUAGGCCUACUGGAGUGAAAUGAUCGAAUGCUUUAAUCAGAUUGCUGAAGACUCAAAGUGCCGUGUGGUGGUGUUCUCGGGUGCAGGGAAAAUCUUCACUGCAGUUUAUUUUGGAUACAGGCAGAGGAAGCUCAGCGAAAGCUUAAGAGACAGAAUGGAGAGGACCCAGCCCUGCCUCCAUUCUGCCCACUGUUUGCCAGCUUGGGAAACAUUCUGCAGUGUGACGUGCUGCUUGGCAUGCUGGGAGCUGUGCUGCAGUGGGCUAUGGAGCCCAGUGGAGGACACUGGUCUGAGUCCAUGCUGCAGAGGAUGGUGGUUAGCAUUAAAACGAUGCGUGAGUGCACAGCUGCUGCACCUCCCUGUGAAGGAACAGGGCACUGUCACAAGGCGACUGUGUGGGACAAAGACAAAGCAGAGAGAAAAAGGAAGGCUGAACUGUGCUGGAAAAAGACCAUGGCUCAAACAUUAUAGAGCCAGAGUCAUUUUAUCAAUAAGUACAUAGAUCUGCUCACGCAGGAUUCAGGGAUCUGGACGCCUCAGCCUCUACAUCAGCAGAGCAUAGGUACCUAAGCAUGCUCGUAGUGACGCAGUGUUCUUAAUAAGUCAACUUGUAUUGUAUUCUCAAUAUCCAGUCAGUACAUUUAUGUCAGUAAAUGCAUGCAUCAACAGCUCCUUAACUUUGCUGAGCAGUUGUCUGUUCUUUGUCCUAAAAGUUCUUGCAUAUAAUGGUGGUCUUCACAUAACAUAAGUAAAUUCCCAUCCUUAAACUCUUUAUCUUGCAUAUUCAUUUCGAGCAUUUUCUGUUGGGGUAAAUGAGUAGAGAGGAUCCUAGGCCAUUUUUAGCAAUUUCCUGGUGAUUAA
This is a messenger RNA of Ictalurus punctatus (channel catfish), 1123 nucleotides long. RefSeq names its product E3 ubiquitin-protein ligase UBR2. The transcript has 7 exons. Bases 282 to 764 code for a protein of 160 amino acids. The record is from RefSeq and is a predicted model, not a curated record. Gene Ontology annotation, cellular component: cytoplasm; ubiquitin ligase complex. Gene Ontology annotation, molecular function: ubiquitin protein ligase activity. NCBI's taxonomy places the organism in Eukaryota, Metazoa, Chordata, Actinopteri, Siluriformes, Ictaluridae. Gene Ontology annotation, biological process: ubiquitin-dependent protein catabolic process via the N-end rule pathway.